CAUUCGUUCAUGCAGCAAAAAUAAUGGACAACGAUCGGCUCAAGAUACAGCUAUAGCUGCCCGCUGGCGUGUGGAGGUGUGAGUGUGUUUGGAAAUGUUGCACGUAAAUAUGCACUUCAAACAUAGGGGAUAACUGUUGGAUACCGCAGCCGUAGCUAACAGUCGCGUUCAGACCCUGUUACACCACGGUUAAGAGUGUACGCAUGCGCGCGCUUCAAAACGCUACGCUCAGUGAGUUUUCGUUAUUCAAAAGCACGCUUAAUAAUUGAAGUUGGUGAAGUGACGGCACAAAUAGAAUGCUAAUGAGGAUGUAGCAUGUGCAACACAGCUGUCUUCGAUUUGAGAAUCGCCGCGCGACUUUUUGUUUAGAACGGACAAGAAUUAUAAAUUAUAAAUUGAGUAGUGCCAAUUUUCCGUUUAAUUGCACCCAAGCAAAAAUACAAGCAUUCAAAGUGUGCGUUUGUGUCAUAAUCAAAAACAAAACGGUGCUAAACACAAUUAUGAUUUAAAAAGAAACUUUGCUGUUUUCCGUGUUAAAUAUUUAUGUUUAUUUAGAAAAGCUUUGAAAUAGCAGCCGAGUCACUCAUGAAGCUUUUGCAACGCUUUCUUGCGUUCAAAAAGUUAUCGGCUUCACCGCAAAAAAUCAGAAACAUUGCAAUCCAGCAACGCUUCGUGCCAAAAUAAUGAGUGUAAUCCUGUUGUCAUUGCCACAUCGUUACAAGCGCCUACUGCAAGCAAUGACACUCGCCGUGGCAAUAAUUUACACCACACUGGUGCUGUAUCAGAGCACCUACGGAUAUCCUGACUUACAGCAGCUGCCGACGCAAAAGCACUACAUAGUUGAGGCACAAACUUCUACAGCUCUGACGCAGUCUUCCUCGAGCAGACCUGUAGCGGCAGCACAGCAAACGUUGGUUCAAACCAAACCGCUACGUAAUUCAAAGAGCCCACAACAACAAAAGCUCAAAUUAUUGAAGGAACAAAAGCAACAUGAACAGAAACAACAACGCAAGCUUCUGAAAAAUCUGCCAAAAUCUUCGCUGCAUUCGAAACAGCCCGCUUAUCAAACGGUGAACGCGAGGUCGGCGGUCGCACCUGCACCACCCCCAUUUGUGCCCUCGCAGGCAGCUUCCCAUACACAAACACCUUACAUUAUUCGCAAGGACAUUAAAAGUUUCAAUUUCUCUGGCAUCGAAAUCAAUGAGGAAGUCGCGACGGCGGCGGCGCGGUUGGACGACUUGGCGCGUCGCAGUCGCAACGGUGAACUACUGCACGAUCUGUGGCAGCGCGCCGUUACGGCGACGCCACAGCCGCCGAUCACUGAACUCGAUGACAUUUUCAUUAGCGUCAAGACAACGAAAAAUUAUCACGACACUCGUUUGGCGCUGAUUAUCAAGACAUGGUUCCAAUUGGCGCGCGAUCAGACUUGGUUCUUCACGGAUACCGAUGACGCUUACUAUCAGGAGAAGACAAAGGGACAUCUAAUUAACACAAACUGUUCACAGGGACACUUCCAGGAAGCUUUGUGCUGCAAAAUGUCUGCGGAAUUGGAUGUCUUCCUAGCCAGUGGCAAGAAGUGGUUUUGCCAUUUCGAUGACGACAACUAUGUGAAUAUUCCACGAUUAGUCAAACUCUUGGACGAGUACAGCCCUUCAGUUGAUUGGUACCUCGGCAAGCCUAGUAUUUUUUCGCCACUGGAGAUACAUCUGGACAGUUAUCCUACUUCAACGCAUAAAAACAAGACAUCGAGUGAGAAAAUUUCGUUUUGGUUUGCAACAGGCGGCGCUGGCUUCUGUCUAAGUCGUGCACUCACUAUGAAAAUGUUGCCAAUAGCCGGCGGUGGCAAAUUCAUUAGUAUCGGGCGGAAAAUACGAUUUCCUGAUGACGUCACCAUGGGCUUUAUCAUCGAGCAUCUACUAAAAGUUCCGCUGCGCGUAGUCGAGAAUUUCCAUUCGCACUUGGAGCCCAUGGAGCACAUACGUCCGGACACUUUUCAGGAUCAGGUUUCCUUCAGCUAUGCGCACAUGCGAAAUCAGUGGAAUGUCGUAAGGGUGGACGGUUUCGAUUUAGCAAAAGAUCCAAAGCGUUUCUACUCGCUUCAUUGCAAAUUGUUUCCUUACUUCAGCUUUUGCCCACCCAGAUGAUUCUGCUGAAUGCGAAUGCAGAGAAGUCCCCAGCAAGAAACUUGCAAAAGUUUUGUAACUAAAACUCAAAACUGUGAUGUAGAUUAAGGUGUAAAAAGAUUCCCGUGUAUAUAAAAAUAUAAGUUAUAUAAAUAUAGUUGCCUUAAACAAAAUAAAAAACGACAAUAUAUAUAAUGCUAGCUAAAUUCAUGUUAUCAUCGCAAACAAUCUAAAAUUUAAUGAUAAGAAAUAUUUAUGUAAAAUAUAAGAAAUUAUCGUUUGAAUUAUAGAUCCUAAGGAGUGGCAAUAGUAAGUUACUAAAUUGUUCCAAAACAUCUAAUUAAGUGCUUCCUUUAAUUAUUAAGUAUUGUUCUAUAUUUUUUUAGGAUUUCUAGUCUCUGAAAGAGAAUCAAUGCAAAUGUGUACAUGCUUCAAUGCUGUUGUUGAAAUUUGCGCAAAAAAAUAUAUUCAUUGUAAAUAUUUAGUAUAAAAUUUGUAUAUACAUAAAUAGUAAGUAUAUACAAACAUACAAUUUGUACUUUAAGUCUUCCAUUUACAUAAACUCUUCCAGAAAAUCAGAAAAGCAUUCACAAUGCAAAAUACAAUUAGUCCUUAUAUACCUAUUUAGCUACAAAUACAAAAUGGUGUGUUAAAUAUAUAAUAAUAAUGAUUGAUGAUAUAUUUUGUAGACGGAAAUAAAAAGGUUGUGUUUUACUAAGUUGACCUUGAGGCAAGAAUUCAUAUUUUACAAUCUUGCAACAUGUUGCUUCAGAGUAUAAUAGUUUUGUUCACAUAA
Bactrocera oleae (olive fruit fly) is the source of this 2919-nucleotide messenger RNA. RefSeq names its product Fringe glycosyltransferase (gene fng). Gene Ontology annotation, molecular function: O-fucosylpeptide 3-beta-N-acetylglucosaminyltransferase activity. NCBI's taxonomy places the organism in Eukaryota, Metazoa, Arthropoda, Insecta, Diptera, Tephritidae. Gene Ontology annotation, cellular component: membrane. The record is from RefSeq and is a predicted model, not a curated record. Gene Ontology annotation, biological process: regulation of Notch signaling pathway.